Messenger RNA from Fusarium mangiferae, 633 nucleotides. RefSeq lists its product as uncharacterized. The transcript is spliced from 3 exons. The record is from RefSeq and is a predicted model, not a curated record. Bases 1 to 633 code for a protein of 210 amino acids. Lineage: Eukaryota; Fungi; Ascomycota; Sordariomycetes; Hypocreales; Nectriaceae.
AUGGAUCGAGUGUACCUCCGGGGACCACGUCAUCGCGUCUUUGAAGGGACUCUUUUGUAUUCACGUAUUACGCCAUCAUUUCUUGCACAUUACACCAAAGAGACAGGAGAGUUCGAUUCCUGUUUCCCGACCUUUAGUUGCAUACACCCUGAAACACAGGCAUCAUUGCCCCUCGCACCCGCAUUUAUUCUCAAGUAUCGAUAUCCCCAGCACAGCUUUGGAGAUAUCUGCGCUGCUCUGGGUACAGAGUCCCUCGAUGAAAAAAAUUACGCCAAAUUCAUCUCCGUUCUGGAGAGUGGAAGGCCAAUACCAACAGUACUGUCGCUACCAGCGCAAGCCCCGUAUACUGCUCUUUCUGUCAUAAAAUGUCAGCCCGAGUCAGCUGAAGAUGAUCAAAGAGUUUCCGAAAAGCCCAUCAAUGAUCUAGACAUAUUCGCACUCCCAAAAGGCUUCCCCUUAGUCUAUAAGAUAUACGGUGUCCCAGAUGCCGUUCAGCAAUUAUUACAAGAAGCAACUCACAGAAUAAACUACGACAGUCUACGAGAAGUGCCAGAUACGCCCCUGCUUGAGUUUCAAUGGAUUGAUGAUUAUGACAUCAUAGUUGAUGAAGUAGUUGGUGACUUGGUCGGUUAA